Messenger RNA from Microplitis mediator, 3217 nucleotides. RefSeq names its product hexosaminidase D. The record is from RefSeq and is a predicted model, not a curated record. The transcript is spliced from 8 exons. Gene Ontology annotation, biological process: carbohydrate metabolic process. Gene Ontology annotation, molecular function: hexosaminidase activity. Bases 49 to 1506 code for a protein of 485 amino acids. NCBI's taxonomy places the organism in Eukaryota, Metazoa, Arthropoda, Insecta, Hymenoptera, Braconidae.
AUUUGUGUAUAUGAUUUUAUUUUCGAGUCACGUAGUCAUGAAACAAAAAUGGACGACUUGACAUUUGGGUCGCACAGACUAGUUCAUCUUGAUCUUAAAGGUGCACCGCCACGAGUAUCUUAUUUUGAAAAGUUAUUCCCGUUGCUGAGAACAUGGGGAGCUACUGGAUUAUUAUUAGAAUGGGAGGAUACAUUUCCAUAUAAUCGAGAAUUGUCUUCAAUUGGGAGCAAUGGACCCAGUAGUCUAGGCAGCGGAUAUACAAUUCAAGAAGCUCAGCAAAUUCUUCAAAUCGCUGGCGAUUGUGGUCUAGCUGUCAUACCUUUAGUACAAACAUUUGGACAUCUCGAGUUCGUUUUAAAACACGACGAAUGGAGAUCAUUGAGAGAAGUGGAAAACUUUCCAAGCUCAAUAUGUCCAUCGAACCCUGGCACUUUGCCUCUUGUAAAAUCACUAGUCCGUCAAAUAGUUUCCUUCCACCCUGACAUACAGUACCUGCAUAUUGGAGCUGAUGAAGUCUGGCAUCUAGGCCUGUGUGAUGUCUGUUCCAAGCGGGCGAGUUUGAGUAAACAUGGAAAGUUUUCACUUUACUUGGAACAUGUAAUGGCAAUUGCUCAGUAUAUUAAAGAAAUGUAUCCAUGCUUGAAGAUUAUCAUCUGGGAUGAUAUGAUGAGAUCAAUAGGCUUAGAAGCUCUAAAUGAGCACUAUGUUGGAAAAUAUUUGGAACCUAUGAUAUGGCAUUACAAUUCACGUGAAACAUUUUCUCUUUCCCAAGAACUUUGGAAUAAAUUUAGUGCAGUAUUCCCAAACAUAUGGGUCGCAACAGCUUAUAAAGGAGCCACAGGAUCAACACGUCAGCUUCCGGUGAUAAGUCAUCACAUAAGCAAUCACGAGAGGUGGCUAGAAGAGCUCGGUACUCAUGUUAAUAAAAUAAAUGAAUUUCGUGGGACUGCAUUUACUGGGUGGUCAAGAUACGAUCACUAUGCGACAAUGUGUGAACUUUUACCAACGGCGAUACCCUCGCUGGCACUUUGUUUGAGAGUAUGGCUGCACGGAUACUCAGAACAAACGCACAUGCAAGUUGCCAAGAGUCUAGGGUACAUCGAUCACCCGCUGCACAUUAAUCCGCAAAUUAGACCAGCUCCUAUUCCUAGUAAUUUGUCGUAUCCCGGGUGGCAAUUAACUGGCGGUAUUGAGUGGUUUUUAAAUUUUAAAAUUAAGUAUGACAAUACAGUUAACAGUGAACAAAUAUCAACGUGGAUGAAUCCUUGGCAAUUAGCUAAUAAUUAUACAAAUCCAAUGCAGCUUGAGAGUUUACUUCCUGCAUUCACUGACAUGCUGCUUGAACAUUCAUCAUUAGAGUCUUACCUAAAAGUUCAAAUGGAAGCAAUAUUUUUUGCGCCAACAAUAGACGAAUGGAUUGGGACACAUUUACAACCGAUAAGAAAUAAAUUAUUAGAGCUAAAACUUACUGUUGAGAACCAGAUUAAAAUAAAUAGUCGUAGUUAAUUUUAUUUAUUUAUUUAUUUAAUUAGCUUUACUUUUAUUAAACUCAAAGACUGAGUUGUUGAUGAAACAGUAACAGAGAUAAUAAUGAUCAGUGAUCUCAUUCAAAGCGUUCCAAUUCAGCUUAUUUUUUUAAAUUAAUUAAUUAAUAAUAAUAAUUAUAAUUAUUAUGUAACAAUUGUAAAUAUAAAUAUUUUUCUCUUAAAAAAAAAUAUUUAUUUUUUAGCUACUAUAGGCAAAGAUAUAUAAAUGUAUAUUAAAUAAUAUGUCAUGCUGUCAAAUUAAGUAAUUAAUCAGUCAAAUUAAUUUAAUGUACACUUUUUAAUUGCUCAGGUAAAAAAAUAUUGUAAUGAUGAAGAGAAAAUGUUUGAAAGUCAUGAGCUUGAUGUCUUAGCGCAUCAGUUGUGGAAUGUCCUGUGCACUAAACAUUUAAGAUGAUAAAAAUUUACGAUUGAUAAAAUAUUCUUGUAUUUAAAUUAUUAAUCUUAAUAGCAAAGAUGAUGACUUGCUAGACUUAUAGAAUCAGCGCUUGAAAAAUUUCGUAGGGUAGAGGUACCAUUUGUGGCCAUUGAUCUAUUUCUGGACAUUCAAUACUUCAUUUUAAUUAAUGAAAAGUGUAAAACAAAAUUUGUAUUUUAACAGAGUGAUAAAAGUAUUUUUAAAAAUUAAUUGCUAUUGCGCCUUUUAUAAAUUAUUUUAUUUAAAUUUUUCAAGUGUCCAAAACUGGCAUUAGACGGUACCUUUCUUCUGUAAGAAAUUAUUGUGCUGAGUAAAAUAAUUAAUGUAAUAAUUAAAAUUUUAAACUUUUAAUUAAUUAAAAGUAUUUUUUGACUUAAAUCAUGAAACUCAUAAUUAAUAAAACUCUUGAUUAUAAUAAUAAUCUGUGUAAAAAAAAAAUCUUAAAAUUUUACCAAAAUUUUUUCUGUGAACUCAAAAAUUCAAAACUCAUUUCUAUAUUUUUUUUUCUACAAAAAAAAUUUAAACUUAAAUUUUUUAAAAAAGGUACAAAACUGGAAUUUUUAUUGAUUUUAAUUUUUAAAAAAUCAGCUGACAAUUUCUCAUACAUAAAAUUUGUAUUUUUACUCGGAAAAUGGGAAGUCGGUUUCCGUGGCCCCACCAAAUGAUCGCGAAUUCUUGUAGAACUCGAAAAAUGGACUAAUUCAGACGUUUUUUUUCAAAAUUUUCGUUUUCAAAUGCAAUUUCCUCAAAAAAAAAAUACAAAAAAAUUAAAGAUCUUAAAAUCUAUGAAAUAUUUCACUUUUUUUAAAAACUCGCAUUUUUCUCGAAAUCCAUUUUUCUCAAAAACUAAGCGAAAUAUCGAAAAAUUUUAUUCACGGUCAUUUAGCGGUGCCACAGAAACCGUAGAAUCCCCCGGAAAAUUAUUUAUCUUGAGUCAUUUUAAUUUUCCCACAUGCAUAAGAAAUAUUAAAAAUAAAAAAUAAAAUCUAGUUUACAUAAGUAUUUAUUUUAAAAAAUUCGGUACAAAAGUUAAGAAAUAUAUUAUAAUAUACAGAGCUAGAAUAAAUCGUACAAUAAUAGUAUUAAGAUUAAGUACUUGUAAAAUAUAAAAAAAAAUUACAAAUUAUAAUUAAUGUUUUAAAAUCCCGCAUUAUUGCACCUUGCAAAUUUUUAUUUAAUAAAGUGGACAGAUAUAUAGAUCUUUAUUUAGCAAGGAUUUAUUUAUUAAUAAUAAAUAAUUUAAAUCUUGCAGGAA